Messenger RNA from Trifolium pratense (red clover), 822 nucleotides. Its product is annotated as PKS-NRPS hybrid synthetase cheA-like. Bases 1 to 822 code for a protein of 273 amino acids. The record is from RefSeq and is a predicted model, not a curated record. The transcript has a single exon. NCBI's taxonomy places the organism in Eukaryota, Viridiplantae, Streptophyta, Magnoliopsida, Fabales, Fabaceae.
AUGAAUGCUAUUCCGGCUGUGUUUCCAGAAGCGGCAGCGUUGGUUUGUCGGUUCCAUGUUACGAAGAAUGUGAGGACCAAGGCAGCCGAGCUGGUUAAGGUGAGGGAUGGAGAAAAGGUCAAGGCGUCGGACAUGAGGGAAAAAGUCUGUUUGGCUUUUGCGGAUGUGUUAGAUUCGUGUACUGAGGCCGAGUAUAUUGAAAAUGUUAUGACUUUUAGGAAGUUAUGUGAGAGGUGGCCAAAAUUUGUGCGGUACGUUGAAGAGACAAUUUUGGACACCGACAAAGAGAAGGUUGUGAGUGCGUGGGUGGACAAGUAUAUGCACAUGGGCAACCAUACCACAAAUAGAGCCGAAAGCGCCCACGGCGUCUUGAAAGGUUACUUGACUGACGGUCUCGGUGAUUUGGUGAAGGGUUGGGAAUCGAUACACAGAAUGUUAGGCAAUCAAUUCACCCAAGUACAAACUGAAUUUGGCCAGAACAUGUCUGUUUAUGGACACACAUACCGGGAUCAAGCUCUUUACUCGACUUUGAUGUUUAAAGUCUCUAGAUGUGCAUUGAAAUACAUCAACACUGAAUCACAAAGAGUCGAGUUUACUGGUAUGGAUAGCAUGAAGUGUGGUUGUCUGAUGAGGACUAACUAUGGGCUGCCAUGUGCGUGUUUGAUUGCCAAGAAACUGCUACACAAUAGGCCCAUUAGUCUCGAUGAGGUGUACAAACAUUGGAAGAUAAUGUUUUUCCAAGAUGAAGAAGUUGGUGGCGACGUCGAGGACGAUUAUGCGUGCACGACAGAGUGGCAAGCAAUUCAGGUGAGUGUUUAUUAA